Molecule: messenger RNA, 531 nt
Organism: Cladocopium goreaui
Lineage: Eukaryota; Dinophyceae; Suessiales; Symbiodiniaceae
Source: the annotation of a GenBank genome assembly
AUGAAAAAACCUGCUGCUGCUGCUGUGUCGUGUGUUCAGAUGAGCAAAGAUAAGCCAGGGUCACAAGACACGUACUACGAGGUCAAGGGUUUCUUGCAUUUGGGUUUGAGCCUCCGACUUGGAGCAAAGUACACGGAGAAGGACCUUCUUGGCAAAUGCAAGGGUGACAAGGCCAAAGAGAAAUCGCUGAAGGCGUACUUGAGUGAUCCGAGCAAGUUACGGAAGAUUCCCGGUGCAGCCACAAAGGCAAAGGCAGCGAUUGGAAAGGCAAAGGCAAGAAAGAACAAGGUAAAGAAGGUUGCCCAGAAGACGAGGGCAACAAGCGAAGGACCUGUGAUCGUGAGGCGCUAUCUUGUCACAGGAGCGCUCGGCUACCGGGCCAUGCCCAUCGGGAUGACUACAACCGAAAAGGAUCUGCGAGCCCUGUGCAAGACACAGGCAGAACAAAUGAAGAUGGAGGAAUACCUCAAGGAUCCGUUGAAGCUCCUUCGAGUACAGAUUCUCCCUAUGCCAAUGACAGAGUCCAUGUGA